Messenger RNA from Phaedon cochleariae (mustard beetle), 2375 nucleotides. The record is from the annotation of a GenBank genome assembly. Lineage: Eukaryota; Metazoa; Arthropoda; Insecta; Coleoptera; Chrysomelidae.
UACAAUAACAACAAAUAAACACCUAGACUGAUCACAUCACUACAGGUGUCGACAGUGAUUUUUGCAGUGCAGAAGUAGGAGGGACACAGAAUUUCGUCAGGUCAGAACUUGAUCAGUAUACCGUGGUAAAGUAGUCAAGUGAGGUGUUCACCGAACAAAUGGUGUGUGCACUGUGCUAAACGAUCCGUGCCACUGUAGCGAGCAUAACUUUUGUCGACGAUCUACACUACACAACAGGAUGGAACUUCAAAUGACAAAUUCAAACUUUGACGUAGAGGGUAAUAAACAACCUUGGUAUGGAUCAAAUACAAGCUGUGUUUCUGAAAAAAGUCGUGAUGAAAGUGUCAUGUUCCAAUCGAGAGAUCCAAUUAUAAAGCAAAAUGACCUUAAAUCUAAGAAAAUAUCGGCACAUGAUGCUGAGACGAAAGGGAUUCACGGACAUGGUAUUCCUGUUGAACAUCCAACUUCAUAUUUAGAGACUCUCAUGCAUGUUUUCAAAGGGAAUGUUGGAUCAGGUAUAUUCGCCAUGGGAGACGCAAUGAAGAAUGCUGGUAUCAUCUUGGGACCAAUUGUUGUCGUUCUAUUAGGUGUUAUUUGCGUUCAUUGUCAACAUAUUCUGUUGCAGACAGCAAGGACGCUAUGUGAGAGGCACCAAAUCAAGAUGACCCCGGAUUUCGCCGAAACAGUUGAACUUUGUUUCGAGAAAGGUCCUCCCAGGAUUCAGAGGACAUCGAAAGUGAUGAGAAAGAUUGUUAACGUAUUUCUAUGUAUAACGCAACUAGGAUUCUGCUGCGUAUAUUUUGUUUUUAUCUCGGAAAAUAUAAAGCAGGUCUUAGAUUACUACGGUUAUAACAUUGGAGUGCACAUCCUGAUGAUUAUCAUAUUCAUCCCGAUUUUAUUGCCUUGUCUUGUCAGGAAUCUCAAGUACCUAGCGCCGUUCUCUACCUUAGCAAAUGUUUUGAUGAUCAGCGGAAUUGUGAUCGUUUUGUAUUAUUCAUCCCAAGAUCUACCAUCGCUCGACCAAAGAAGGUACAUUGCUGACAUCGAUCGAAUUCCACUGUUUUUUGGAACAGCAGUAUUCGCCUUUGAAGGAAUAGGCCUGGUUCUGCCGCUCCAAAAUGAAAUGAAAGAACCAGAUAAUUUCGUCAAACCCUUGGGAGUACUCAACGUAGGAAUGACCAUCGUUACAUGCCUUUACGUAUCUGUAGGAUUCCUGUCAUAUUUGAGGUUUGGAGAAGAAAUAAAAGGAAGUGUCACCCUCAACUUACCAAAAGAAGAAGUGUUAUAUCAAUCGGUGAAGAUCGUCAUAUCCUUAGGAAUCCUACUAACUUACGCUCUUCAACUUUACAUAGUAGUAGGCAUCAUGUGGCCUAGUGUUCAGAAGAUUGUUGGAGGCAAAAAGUAUCCAGUAUUAUCAGAACUCGCAUUCAGAACGUCAUUAGUGAUAUUGACAUUUGUUUUGGCAGAGGCCAUUCCUUUCCUGAAUCUCUUCAUCUCAUUGGUAGGAGCCGUCAGCAGUACUGCGAUAGCAUUAAUCAUCCCGCCGAUACUAGAACUGAUCACCCGUUUCACCAAUGAGGAAUUGACACCGUCUGUCAUCGUCAAAGAUGUCUUUAUAAUACUAUUGGGUGUACUCGGUACUGUCACUGGUGGUUUCGAGAGUAUUAAAUCCAUUGUGAACGCUUUCGGCAAAACGUCAUAACGAUGAUCAACAGAAAAGGAUAUAAUAACUUAUUGAUAUGGAACAGUCAUUUCAAUUCUCUUUGAGCCCACCUGCUUCAAUACAUGAAAGAGAAUGUGGGAAAUACGAAAGCCCAACUCCGCUUUGUUUCGUGUCAAAUAGGCAUCAGACAAUAAAAUGACAAGUUAGUCCAUCAAAUGCUUCUGGCACAUGAAAUAUUGUGCUCAUAGAAUAUAGUAGUACAAUCAAAGAUUAAGACGGAACUCUUAAAUCUCUCAACAUCUCCUUACAGCUCUUGAAAUAAGAUAUCUGCAAAGAUCGGAGUAUGUUAGAUGAAUUUGUUCCUGGGAUAGUAAUGGAAACAGUCACAUGACUGAUUACUUUCUUUCAUCAUCGAAAGAACGAUACACUACCAACAAAUGUAUGGAAUUAUUGAUUAUACCUAAAUAUUAGAUACUAGUCAGAGUAUUACUUAAGACAUAUCUGUGAUUUUGUACUUAAUUCGUAUUAUCGUCUUUUUCUACAGAUAUUUUACCUUCUAUAUAAUAAAUAUUUUACCCAAGUGUUUAUAUGCCUUCUUAGUGACAAUAUUUAGCUUAGUUCAUCUAGAAUAUAUGAAAUGAAUGAUUGUGUAUUGUGAAUAUAAGAACUGUCAUAUUAUAUUGGGGUGUUUCCUUAUGUAACCUUACGCAUG